Molecule: messenger RNA, 1818 nt
Organism: Schizophyllum commune H4-8
Lineage: Eukaryota; Fungi; Basidiomycota; Agaricomycetes; Agaricales; Schizophyllaceae
Exons: 2
Coding region: 21-1646 (541 amino acids)
Molecular function (GO): protein binding
Source: RefSeq, a predicted model, not a curated record
CUCUGAAGGCAUCAGCCCGAAUGUCUGAUUCAUCGUACUGGCCUCACCAUUCCGAUAUGCGCGGAGAUCGCGCCCUCAGGGAGCUGCCAAGUCCUCCGCAAGCGCAUUCGGUAGCCCAAGAGGACUUCAUCGACUGGCAGAAAUGGCGAGAUCCCAACGCACCGGUCCAGGAGAAUGCACCGUGGCUCCAGUAUCCCGGUUCUGAUCCACCUACGGCGGAGGACUUGCGCAAGGCGCUGUUCAUUCCGCCCUUCUCGCCCCCUCCUGAGCAUUGGCGGGCCCUUAUUCCCCUGGAUCUCAUCCCGGAUAAGGACGGCUCGUACACGCAUCCGAUCAACCAGCUUCCCGUCGAAUUGCUGUCUUACAUCUUCACGCGAUGCUUGGACCUAGAAGCGAGCAACCUAGCUCACGCUGAAGUCGACUCAAACUUCAUCUCCCUGCUCAUUUCUCGCGUAUGCCGGCGCUGGCGCCUGAUCGCGCUGGACACACCCUUUCUAUGGCAGCACUUCCUCAUGGCGCCCUGCAAGAAUCGGUCCCACUAUGCGAUCGCGCGCCUGUUCCUGAAGCGGACGAAGGGCAUGGGGAUGCACAUCCGCUACGCCGAGAACACACUCCGCGGCGCGCGCACCGGGUCCUGCCCUCGGGCUUGCGCCCUCGAUUUCAUCAUCAGAAAUAUCUCUCAGAUCGUAGCCCUGGAGCUCGAAGGCCCCAGGGGCUCCACCGUUAUGCGCUUGACCGCAGUACGCCGUGGUUCUAUCUCGAUGAUGAAGCGCUUCGUCCUGAGGACUCGAUCUCCCAACAUGGAUCCCUCGCUUGCCCGUGGGCUCCAUCUAAUAUUCCUCUCCAACGGCCUGCGCGAGAUCAAAUGGAACCUUGCCACCUUCGUACCCGAAGAGAUCUCCUGGACGCGGCUGCACUACCUAUCGCUGAGCCAUUGCCCAAUUGAGCAGCAUACACUGCUGCGUAUCCUACUCAGCGCGCCUGCGCUGCAAGAGGCGCAUGUGGAGGUAGCGAAAGCGCUGGGCCCGGCGAAGCGCUUCACAGCCGUCCAUGCGGACGCGCUGCACAGCCUGACCGUCGAGGGAGAGGGGCCCCAGGACCAGCUGCUUGAAGCUCUCCAUCUUCCCGGCUUACGGGUGUUCAGUCUGCGACCCUUGUCGUCGCUCUCGCACGAGGCCUCGAGUAAUAGCCCGGGCUGGCCAUUCCUUGAUGCCAGCGUCCUUUAUGGAUUUCUUAGUCGUGUUCAGGGAAGCCUCGAGCGCUUCUACCUGCUGUACGGCGGAAAGACCUUCGACGAGGCUGCACUUGUCCAUCUCAUCACCACCCCUCAAUUCUCGGAGAUCCAGAUCCUCCACGCCAUUGACGUAUACGGAAACGUCGGCGACCUUUUCUUCUCUCAGCUUUGUCAGGGAAAUGGGAGCGUGCCCGCUCUUCCCCAUCUCUCCAGGCUUAGUCUGACUGAUUGCGUAACCACGGACGGCAUCAUCUCUCGCGCACUGGACGCCCGUCACAACGCAGGCUAUCCUAUUCGCGAUGUCAUUCUGGGAUAUCCUACUGGAUAUCGUCGCCCUCAUCGCAAGGAUCGUGCUACGUUCGCGAAGCUCAUACAGGCUAAUUGGUAUAUUCUAUGGGAAGAAGGCCUAUAACCAUAGGGGAAAGGACUCGGUCAUCGUUACAUGUACUAUGCUGCGUACAACCCUCUUGGUAUCUGUAUCUAUGGCAGGGCCUGGUGGGGUCGCGUGUCUCUCACUAGAAUGGUCCACUCUGCAUCAGGACGCGACAUUUUGACGUAUGUAUGAAGGUGGCCCUCUAGACGCG